AGCCAUAGCCCACGUCCACAGCCGUACUCUUACUAACAAAAGUGACGGAACUUUUAGUAUCGAUGAAUUGGUUUCAAAGAUUCGUUAUAACGUCGACUCUUUAUUCCCGAACACAGCCCUCGUCUGUAUUGAAAACACACAUAAUAUAUGCAACGGAACUCCACUUCCAUUAGAAUUCAUCGACAAAGUUUGUGAGAUUGCAAAAUGCAAUGGCAUUGCAGUGCAUAUGGACGGCGCCCGUAUAUUCAACGCCAGCAUCAAGACUGGUGUAUCCGUUGACAGAAUUAUUAAGAAUUGUGAUUCUCUAUCGUUUUGUCUUUCAAAGGGGUUGGGCUGUCCUAUUGGCAGUGUUUUGGUCGGCUCUAAACCCUUUAUACAACGAGCCAUAAGAUGUCGUCGAGUAUUGGGUGGAGGUAUGAGACAGGCGGGCGUUUUGGCAGCCCCUGGUCUUUUUGCUUUAAGACACAACAUCGAGAGAUUGCAUUUGGACCACAAACACGCCUUUAUGAUUGCAUCAGGUUAG
This is a messenger RNA of Medioppia subpectinata, 523 nucleotides long. The record is from the annotation of a GenBank genome assembly. Lineage: Eukaryota; Metazoa; Arthropoda; Arachnida; Sarcoptiformes; Oppiidae.